AUGAACGCUUUAACGACGACGCUCAAACCCUGCCAAAACAAACCCGCGCGAGGGGGAAGAGGAGGAGUAAAAGUGGCCUCAUCCUCCUCUUUGCCGCAGAGAAGAAGGUUUAUUCGGCGUCACAACGGGGGCGGGAUGUGCGGCGCGCUUGGGAAAUCAUCAACUGUAUCUCAUUAUCCAAAAGAAGUUAAAGAAGAACAGAGAGACGAGAAGGAUGCGAGCACGAGUGAUGUCGCGCUCAAUCCGCCAGUAAGAAGAAGAAGAGCGGUGAUGGUUGGUGUUGCGAGGAGUGUGUUGUUUGGCGCGGCAUCGUGCGUCCUCGCGGAAAGUUUUGUUCGGGAGGACGUCCAGGCAUCCGAAGACGUGGAGGAUGAAACUGCACCACCGCUCAACGAAUUCACGUUCAAAACGUUCACGCUGAGAGCGCCUGGGUUUUACAAAGAGGUAGACGUCGAUUACGAUAAAGGACGCUUAUCUGGUGCGAACGGUUUAGAACUUCUAAUUAGAGAUUCCCGGUUCGGUUUGGCCGGGAACACGAUUACUUUGAGCAAACAAGGCAGUCCGAUCGAUCCGAACACGAAGCAACCGCUCUUCUCGAAGACGGAAGACUUGGGCGACGUCGACGCGGUGGCGGAGAAGUUAGUAGCGGGGGAGAAUCAGAGGAAUAAAGGCGCAAACGCGAUUUUGAAAGAAUCGAAAAAAGGUACCGUGGACGGGACGACGUAUUACGACGUCAGUUAUACGAAGAAGGUGAAAUUUGUGGAUAGAAUUGUGAGGACGAGGGUGUGCGUGCACGAUAACGUGUUGUUCACUUUGACGGUUGAAACGGACUUGGAACGCGGUACCGGGGAGGAGGCGCAAUCGUUGGACGAUAUCGUGACGAGCUUUAGAGUACUUUAG
Messenger RNA from Bathycoccus prasinos, 900 nucleotides. RefSeq lists its product with no specific name. Gene Ontology annotation, molecular function: calcium ion binding. Gene Ontology annotation, biological process: photosynthesis. The coding region runs from base 1 to 900 and encodes 299 amino acids. Gene Ontology annotation, cellular component: photosystem II oxygen evolving complex; photosystem II; extrinsic component of membrane. The record is from RefSeq and is a predicted model, not a curated record. NCBI's taxonomy places the organism in Eukaryota, Viridiplantae, Chlorophyta, Mamiellophyceae, Mamiellales, Bathycoccaceae. The transcript has a single exon.